Ostertagia ostertagi is the source of this 837-nucleotide messenger RNA. The record is from the annotation of a GenBank genome assembly. NCBI's taxonomy places the organism in Eukaryota, Metazoa, Nematoda, Chromadorea, Rhabditida, Trichostrongylidae.
AUGGAAUAUCGAAGCCUGUCCAUAAUUGGCAGUGAUGAAGGAGUCCAUCUUUCGCUCCUAUCUGCACUCGAUGAUUGUGAAAAAGAAAAGGAAACUGAGAAAAAAGAAGACACGAAUGAUCAGAAGGCUAUCCAGGAGCGGAAAGCUGCGGCAAAGCGACGACGAGAGGCACUGUUUGCUGCCAAUAAGAAGAAGAAUUCUGAAGUCAUGAAGAGGUUGAUGGAGAAAGAAGGCCUAACGCAGAAAGACAUCGACUCAAUUGACACGAGCCAGCAAGAUGUCCGACUCUACGAGUGUCCGAUUUGUGGUGAGCUUGAUACACCAUCGACUUUGCGAAACCCACUUGGCAUGCUUGUUCGGGUAACCAACAAUGGAUUGUGUGAUAAUCUUGUACCAAUCGAUGAACCCGAGCUAAGCCUGCUUGACUGGGAUGAUGGUCGAAAGGGAAACACGGUUGUUAGAAACUUCAUCAGAGGCUGGAAGACUGCACGUAAUGAACUCGUUCGUCGGACGCUAUUCUAUUCUGAUAUCAUUGGAAUGUCGACUUCUGUAGAGCUGAAGACCUGUGGGCAUACUGUACAUAUGAAGUGCUUCAAUGCUUAUCGAGAAACUCUUCGAAAUGAUCAGAGAGUCAAAAAAGUGAAUGCGCGAGUCUAUUCGCGAUGUGUCCCAUGUGUUUCUUGCCCGCUCGUUUUAUGUUUUCGUUGCCGGUUCAGCGUGAAUGCUAUUUUGCCAUUCCGGAUCGACUGGGGUUUUGAGACAGCAAAUCGAGACUCAUUGGUGGAUGAUCGUUUGAAGGUACCAUUUGUUGAUCUUUUGGAUGCAAUUCUGGAAUGA